AUGAAGUUCCUUGUUUAUCUCGCCAUGGUCGCUGUAACCAGUGUCUCUGCCGUGAGCACCGCCUCCGCUCCAACCGUCUCCCAGCCCACCGACGGCGACAAGAACUGCCUGGCAAACUACAUCGUCAGGCAAUGCCUUCUGAGCCAGAAUGAAAAGCUUGCAGCCUGCGACCCAGCCGACUACGAAUGUCAAUGCUACGCCUCCCAAGCCAUCGCAACCUGCUACAACAACUGCCCCAGCGACGCCCGCGCCCCGGGAGCCACCCAAGCCAUGAACGGCGCCUGCAUGAACGCCUCUGCCCGCGCCACCCUCACCACAAAGGCCACUUCCACCGCCCAGGCCGAGGCCACCACCGCCGCAGCCGAAACCUCUAGCCCGUCGGUCGUGCCCACAAGGUCUGGCACCUCGUCCGCUCCCAGCGCCAGCAAGACCAAUGGUGCCGAGAGCCUCGCUGGCAAUGCUGCCGGCAUGCUUGCCGCCGUUGCUGGUGCCGUAGCUGUAGUCUUGUAA
Molecule: messenger RNA, 510 nt
Organism: Metarhizium acridum CQMa 102
Lineage: Eukaryota; Fungi; Ascomycota; Sordariomycetes; Hypocreales; Clavicipitaceae
Source: RefSeq, a predicted model, not a curated record